Laccaria bicolor S238N-H82 is the source of this 212-nucleotide messenger RNA. RefSeq lists its product as uncharacterized. The record is from RefSeq and is a predicted model, not a curated record. Bases 1 to 183 code for a protein of 60 amino acids. Lineage: Eukaryota; Fungi; Basidiomycota; Agaricomycetes; Agaricales; Hydnangiaceae. The transcript has 3 exons.
AUGGUCCAUCCAAUGGGUCAUUGGGAGAUUGCUGAUAUACUACAAAAGGUCCUGUGGUCUUUGCCUACAUUUUAUGAAAAGAACAUAGCCUUUAUGAGAAAGAAUGACACAGGACACACCUAUGAAAGGCCUUUCAUAAAACUUGUGGACUUAUACACACAGCUCUACAGGCAAGUGCCUUAGUUUUAUGAUAAAGAUGGUAGCCACUUGUG